This is a messenger RNA of Anneissia japonica, 378 nucleotides long. Its product is annotated as basic proline-rich protein-like. NCBI's taxonomy places the organism in Eukaryota, Metazoa, Echinodermata, Crinoidea, Comatulida, Comatulidae. The transcript is spliced from 2 exons. The annotation marks the transcript as partial. The record is from RefSeq and is a predicted model, not a curated record.
AUAUUCUUCUGUUAUCAGUGUCCUCAGGAGAGGCGAUGAUGAUGAAUGGGCCACCAACAUCUGCUCCAAUGAGGCCACCUAUUGGUGUUCCCCCUCCCGGUAUGCCAAUGAUGCCACCACCAGGCUUGCCUCCUCCGGGUAUGCCUCCUAUGCCCCCUAUGGGUAUGCCUCCUCCAGGCGCACCACCUCUUAUGCCCCCACCCAUGCCACCAAAUAUGCGGCCUCCUCCAUUGCCCCCAAAUAUGGCACCACCAGGAAGCUCGGAGCGUCCUAUAAUUUCAAAUGCAGGCCGGCCUCCAAUGCCGCCACCACCUGGUUUAAUGCCGCCACCACCUGCACCUUCUAUGGGGAGCGGUAUGCCGAUGAGAAGUCAAUUUA